CCUUUUGUUGAGUCCCAAUCAAAACUCAAAAAGGAGUCCUGAAACCAUAAAAGAUCCUCUCUCUCUCUAUCUUCUCGCUGCCAACUCUGGUGGUUUCCCACAGUGCAGAAACCGCAGAAACAAAGCUUUCAUGGCGGACGCCACGAAGCUUUCAUCCAUCAAUGGUGGAAGUAUGAUCUCAGAACUCAAGAAGAUCCUGCCCAGAACCAAGAGAAACUUGACUUUUCUCUAUGGCUCCACGCUUGUUUUCCUUGCUUUCACUCUUCUCUUGGCCUUCAACCCUUCUUCAAACGCCUCUUCACGCCUGAUCAUCAUCUUCCCCAGUUCCAGUUCAAGUUUCAGAUCCCAAUUCUCCCCAUUUUUCUAUCAGUUCUUCCCAAAUUCUUCCCAACCAAACAGCACUGCCGGAUCUCAAAACACCACGGUUCAAUCGGAGAUUCUGUGUAGAGGGCCAUCCGCUGCGAAAAACGGGACCCAGAAUGAAGAUUCGAGCAAUGAAGUUGAAGCCGUCAAACCAAAUCGGAAGACGAGUUCUGGGAAAAAGUUGAAGAAACAGAGCAGUGCGGAGUCGUUGAUGAAGUGCGAUUUGUUUGAUGGAGAAUGGGUGAGAGAUGAUUCGUACCCUAUGUAUGAGCCUGGUUCGUGUUCGCUGAUGGAUGAACAAUUCAAUUGUUUUCUCAAUGGUCGACCCGAUGAUGCUUAUCAUCAACUCAAAUGGAAGCCCAAAGGAUGCACUCUUCCCAGGUUGGAUGGAAAUCACAUGCUGAAACUGUUAAGAGGAAAAAGAUUGGUUUUUGUGGGCGAUUCUCUCAAUAGGAACAUGUGGGAAUCUCUGGUUUGCAUCCUCAGAAACUCCGUCAAAGAUCAGAGCAAGGUAUAUGAAGCUUCCGGCCGGCACCAUUUCCGAACCGAAGCUUCCUAUUCCUUUGUAUUCCAAGACCACAAUUGCACCGUGGAGUUCUUCGCGUCGCCUUUCUUAGUUCGGGAAUGGGAGAUGCCGGACACAAAUGGAUCAAAGAGGGAGACGCUUCGGCUGGAUCUAAUGGGGAGCUCUGCGGAUUAUUACAGAAGUGCAGAUAUCAUCGUCUUCAACACCGGGCACUGGUGGACUCAUGAGAAGACUUCCAAGGGGAAAGACUAUUACCAGGAAGGAAGCCAUGUUUACAGUGAAUUGGACGCUCUUGAAGCGUAUCGAAGAGCUCUAACGACGUGGGGAAGAUGGGUCGACGCCAAUGUAAAUCCAUCCAAGACUCAAGUUUUCUUUAGGGGCUAUUCUCCGUCGCAUUUCAGCGGCGGACAGUGGAACUCGGGCGGCCAAUGCGACGGCGAGACGGAGCCGAUAAAGAACCAGACAUACCUAUCGCAGUACCCGGCGAAGAUGAAGACAUUGGAGAGGGUAUUGAAAGGGAUGAAAACUGGGGUGAGUUACAUGAACGUGACAAGAAUGACGGAUUAUCGGAAGGACGGCCACCCGUCGAUCUACCGGAAGGCGAACCUGACGGCGGAGGAGAGGAAAUCGGAGGUGAGGUUCCAGGACUGCAGCCACUGGUGCCUUCCGGGCGUGCCGGACGCUUGGAACGAGCUUCUUUACGCCCAACUUCUGGUGAAACCACGUAACAUAUAUAUAUAUAUAGGUAAGUAAAGCAACAAAAUACGUACGUACAUACAUACACACACACAUAGAGAAACGAUGAUUGAUGGCACAAAACAAGAUGUGUAUAUGUAUCCAAUCCAAUGGUAAAUUAUUAUUAUUAUUAUUAUUGUAAAAUGAACACUCACUGACUGACUUGGUUGUGAAACUAUAACUUUUCUUCUUCUGUUUAAUGUCCACAACGCUUUGGAUGAGGAUUAGAGAAGUUCAAAAAUUAUGGA
This is a messenger RNA of Diospyros lotus (date-plum), 1872 nucleotides long. Its product is annotated as protein trichome birefringence-like. The transcript has 5 exons. Gene Ontology annotation, molecular function: O-acetyltransferase activity. The coding region runs from base 131 to 1642 and encodes 503 amino acids. Lineage: Eukaryota; Viridiplantae; Streptophyta; Magnoliopsida; Ericales; Ebenaceae. The record is from RefSeq and is a predicted model, not a curated record. Gene Ontology annotation, cellular component: Golgi apparatus.